Messenger RNA from Lachancea thermotolerans CBS 6340, 933 nucleotides. RefSeq names its product acid phosphatase DET1 (gene DET1). The transcript has a single exon. Gene Ontology annotation, molecular function: phosphatase activity. Lineage: Eukaryota; Fungi; Ascomycota; Saccharomycetes; Saccharomycetales; Saccharomycetaceae. Bases 1 to 933 code for a protein of 310 amino acids. The record is from RefSeq and is a predicted model, not a curated record.
AUGGGCCACCAUAAGCCGAGACUAAUAAUCCUGGUCAGACAUGGCGAGAGCGUGUCGAAUAAGGACAAAUCCGUCAACCAACACAUGCCCAAUCACCUCAUACCGCUGACCGAUAAUGGUUGGAAGCAAGCGCGGCGCUCCGGUUCGGAACUGUUGCAGCUGCUUAACGUGGACGACCCGCAGAUUGUCAAGGACCUCGCAGAGAAGUUCGCGUGGGAGGGCGAUCACCGCAAGCCGCUGAAACAGGACUACCGCAAUGUUAACAAGAACUUGGAUUCGAACAUAGUGUUUUACACCUCGCCGUAUAGGCGGACACGAGAGACCCUCCGCGGGAUGUUGGAUGUGCUGGACGAGUACAACAAGCGCAAUUGCGGGGUCUCUGCCCGCGACAAUGACGGCUACCAGCCGUCGGUCAAGAGCCGUCUCGCACAUUGGCAAUGCCCCGAGUUCCCCCACGGAUUCUACGAAAACACUGAGUCGCGCGAUCUGAUCGCCAGCCUUAAUCGUACUGCGGCGCACAAAACCUACGUGCAUUACCGCGUCAAGGACGAGCCCCGCAUUCGCGAACAAGACUUCGGAAACUUCCAGGAGCUCUCGUCCAUGCGCGACGUCAUGAGCACGCGUGCCAACUACGGCCAUUUUUUCUUCCGCUUUCCACAAGGCGAAAGUGCCGCCGAUGUCUACGACCGCUGCUCCAGCUUCCAGGAGACGCUCUUCCGCCACUUCAACCAGCCCGACCGCAAGCCGCGCGACGUCGUCGUGCUUGUUACCCACGGCAUCUACCUGCGCGUCUUCUUGAUGAAGUGGUUCCGCUGGACUUACGAAGAAUUCGAGGCUUUCACUAAUGUUCCCAAUGGAUCGCUGGUCGUCAUGGAGCUCGACACGGAGCUUGAUCGUUACGUCCUUCGGACGACACUGCCCAAGUGGUGCUGA